This is a messenger RNA of Glycine soja, 961 nucleotides long. RefSeq names its product replication protein A 14 kDa subunit B. Gene Ontology annotation, molecular function: DNA binding. Gene Ontology annotation, cellular component: nucleus. NCBI's taxonomy places the organism in Eukaryota, Viridiplantae, Streptophyta, Magnoliopsida, Fabales, Fabaceae. The record is from RefSeq and is a predicted model, not a curated record. The transcript has 4 exons. Bases 328 to 654 code for a protein of 108 amino acids. Gene Ontology annotation, biological process: DNA repair; DNA replication; DNA recombination.
UAUACAAAUAUGCUUGUGUAAGAAGGCCCAUGCCAAAAGCCUCCUGACACUGCCGAGCAACAGUGAAUUUGGCCACCAUACCAUACCAUGAGCAUAAGGGCGCGCGCGCGCAAAGGAUUAGGGUUUCGAACGUAGCGCUUUUGGAGCUUCCAUUUCGAUUUAUACUUGCGCACGAUCAGUUAAGGAGGGAGGGCUUUGGAGUUGAAUGCAUUGCUCGUUUUUACUGAAAGGAGAACCCGCGCUCUCUUUGGUUGCCGCUUUUUUUCUGUGUACUGAAUUCAAUCAGCACUGAGCAUUGAUCAUUGAGCAUUCAGCAUUGAGCAGAGUAUGGAUAUAUCAAAUCCUGCAGCCUUAGUCAAUGCGGAACUGUUGCACUUCUAUGUUGGAAGAAGGGUAAGGAUCGUGGUGCAGGUUGUGCGAUCUGAUGGUGGAGUUGUCAUUGGAAAAUCAACAGAUGAGAAACAACUAGUUGUAAAAGGAUCACCCCCACCUGCUGCUCCUCUUACAACUUUUGUUGAAGUUUAUGGUCUUGUUAACAGUGAUAAGUCAAUUGGUGCUGAGAUAUGGACCAAUUUUGGUGAUGCCAUCGAUAUGGAUAGCUACAAUAAGCUUUGUCAGCUCGCAAAUGGAGAAUUUAAACACUUGUUCCUGUGAGUUCUAACAAGCUUGUCUGAUGAUACAGAGGCCUUUCUAUCAUUUGGAAUACUAGAGGAGACAUAAUCAAUGUGUUGGCAACAAUGUUUUUCAUUUUUUUUUUCCUGAUAUAAUGGUGACAAUAGGGUUGAUCUUAUGUAAAAAUGUAAAAACUACCCAAGCCCAUCAGCACUAGCCCAAUGGACAAUGGUCACAGUCCUAGUGGCUUAACUAGCUGCAAUUUUUUAUAAUUUGUUUUGGAUUCUCUUGGUAAAUAUAGUUUUUACUGGUUAUAAUGGAGAUCUUUAUCUUUUUGGGUCAUGUGAAA